Auxenochlorella protothecoides is the source of this 285-nucleotide messenger RNA. RefSeq lists its product as hypothetical. NCBI's taxonomy places the organism in Eukaryota, Viridiplantae, Chlorophyta, Trebouxiophyceae, Chlorellales, Chlorellaceae. The transcript has a single exon. The record is from RefSeq and is a predicted model, not a curated record. Bases 1 to 285 code for a protein of 94 amino acids.
AUGGGCCGCUGUGCAUGUCCUGCUUGCUCACAGUCACUUCCUCCUAGUGCCACAGUCGAAAACAUGCAGGCUGCCUCUCGUACAGCAAGGAUGCUCCCCACCCGAAGCACCUGGAACUCAUGGGGCAGGCUCCAGCCGGUGGUGUCUGGGAUGUUCAGGGUGGUGGCCCCAGCCUUGAUGACCUCGGCCAGCACCUCAUACAGGAAGGUCGGGUGGGACCGGGCUGCGAGGGGUUGGGGGGUGAUGGAGGGGGGUUGGAGGGCUGUGACCGAGGAAGCGGGCUGA